AUGAUCAAAUUCCCUCAUACACUUGGCACUUCGAGUGCCAUCAACACCAUUGGAAAUGGUACCGAGCACUUGUACCUGGCUGGUUUGAGCGAAAACAACACGUCGGAAGCGUCCUGCAGUGGCGCACUCAUCGCCCCCACGUGGCUACUCACCCUGGCGGAAUGCGCCCCCAUGGCGAAGUGGGCUACGAUUGGAUCCAAGUGUGCAUCGGGUGAAGAUGAUUCCGAGCUGAUUGAAGUCGUUCGUCAAGUUCUGGACCCCGACUAUACCGUUUCCGUGACGCCGUACCACGAAUUGGCCAUGUUGGAACUGAAAACGCCAAGCAAGUACACACCAGUCAACAUAUCUUGGGACAGUUACUUGGACACCUCAACGUUGUGGGUGCGUGGGUUUGACACUUCCACGAUGAACAAGACCCUCGUGGAAACCACGGCGAAACUGUGGGGCUUCGACGAGUGUGACAAGUUCUACAGUGGUCACCCAGGAUAUGAACGAACACUUCACGGAUCCAUGCAGUGUCUUCGCGAAAUCCAAUGCCAGCAAAAUCGUGGCAGCGCGGUCAUGGUGGACGUCAAUGGUACAAGCCAAUUGAUUGGACUCACGUAUUGGCAAAGCCAGAACAACAGCAUCGCUCCAGCUGUCUACAUUCUCGUCGCAGCUGGAGAGGCGUUCAUUCAAUCCCCGCUCUCCUCGUGCGUCGACUACAGUUCCCUCCGCCUCUGGUCGAACCUCAACUCCACAGCCUACGGGCCCAUCGAAUUCGCCCACCACCACCUACCGUUCAACGUUCGACGUCGGUCCCGUCCAUCACACGCCCGACUAGCACGAUUGCGAAUCAACCGACUUCGGUCAUCUCAACUCCAAGGCCUUAUGUACCCACCAUUCCAACCUCCAGUCCUACCGCCUUCACUGUUCGUCCUUCGCCUGCCAAUCCAUCGACGUAUCGACCUGCGGGCACAACGAAAAGCCCCGUCGCCCCCGGAUCCUACUAAAGCUCGUUAA
Molecule: messenger RNA, 1002 nt
Organism: Aphanomyces astaci
Lineage: Eukaryota; Oomycota; Saprolegniomycetes; Saprolegniales; Verrucalvaceae
Exons: 4
Coding region: 1-1002 (333 amino acids)
Biological process (GO): proteolysis
Molecular function (GO): serine-type endopeptidase activity
Source: RefSeq, a predicted model, not a curated record